UCAGCAAUAAAAUCAUCUGAGAAUAUGAUGUAGCCGUCAAGAAUUAUUGCUCUCUCUCCGAUACAUCCCUCCAAUCCAAAGUCCCAUUCAAAUUCUGUGACAAUCCGGAAAAUUAUUUGUUUGCUUGGCGCGAUGGGGAAUCCGAAGCAGAAGUGGACAGCCGAAGAGGAAGAGGCGUUGCGCGCCGGCGUCGCCAAGCACGGCGCCGGAAAGUGGAAAAUUAUCCACAGAGACCCUGAGUUCCAUCACCUCCUCUCUUCUCGCUCCAAUAUUGAUCUCAAGGAUAAGUGGAGGAAUUUGUUUCCUAGUAGCCAAGGGCCAAGAGAUAAAUCGAAGGCAACAAAGGCGAAACCGAAUCCUGCUGAUGCUCCUGCUACUCCACUGCCAACUUCACAGACCUCGGGUUCAGUUGCUCGGUCGUCCAAGGAUGCAUCUACAGAUGUUGUUAUGAUAGACUCUUUAAGACCCUUUCCAGAGGGGAUUAAUGCUUCCAAGUACAAUACAAUGAAAUUUGAGGCGUCGUCAACUCUUAAAAACCUAAAUGAUUUGGAUUCUAGUGCAAUAGCCAGCUUUAUUGAGCAAAAGCAUGAGGUACCAAUUCAGAGCAUUGGUUGCCCUGUCGAUACAGUGGAAGAGGCAGCAGCCUCCGCUGCCUACCAAAUUGCAGUAGCUGAAAACAAAUCAUUUGUUGCUGUUGAAUCUGUGAAAGAGUGGGAGAGAGUAGAUAGAAUGGCCCAAGACAAUGAAUCAAUCCUACAAUUCGCAACGGAUUGUCUCAAUCAAACGACAGGCGAAAUAUUGGUAAUGGCAUAAGAAUUGUUGCUGCAGUGGUGGUGGCAUUAAGGUUCGGUGUUCUGCAGUUCGUUACCAGAAUCUUGCCAUGGUUCCUGCUGAAUUUCGAUAGGUUAUUUAAACUUUAGGAUUUGAAAAUAUUACUAGCAUUGCUUGUGUAGUUUUGUAGAAGGUGCCUAGGGUUUCGUAUUUAUAGCAUUUCUCGUCGUUUUGUUUUGCAACGACAAGAGCAUCCUGAACGAGUUACAAACCCAGUCAAAUAGUUAGGGAACA
Salvia hispanica is the source of this 1065-nucleotide messenger RNA. Its product is annotated as telomere repeat-binding factor 4-like. Lineage: Eukaryota; Viridiplantae; Streptophyta; Magnoliopsida; Lamiales; Lamiaceae. The record is from RefSeq and is a predicted model, not a curated record. Gene Ontology annotation, molecular function: double-stranded telomeric DNA binding.